AUCCAAGGUGUAACAGGAUGUGUCUCCGGUCUCUUCUCCCCGCUCUGGCGCUGCUGCUGUUCUCUGCCUGCUGUUGGGCAGAUGUGGAGACAGCAGACGACCUUGUGGAGGACCUUUCUGUGUCUGAACUCCUGGAGAGAGCCAACAGCAACCUGAUCCGUUCUGAAGGUGAACCCAUCUUGGUUGAAGGAGACAUCGCUAUUGGCAGCGAGGAUGAGAGGAAUGCUGAUCCCUGUACCAGCCAGGGCUGCCUGUGGGGCAAAUACACUGACGGGAUGGUCUACGUUCCUUAUUACAUUGCCAGCCACUUCAGUGACCGUGAAAAGGCCAUCAUCGUCCGUGGACUGGAGUCCUUCUCCUCCUUCUCCUGCAUCCGCUUCCGACCCAGCAGAAGCAGCGACCGGGACUGGCUCAGCAUUGAGUCCCAAAAUGGGUGCUACUCCUUUGUUGGUCGUCGUGGCGGCAAGCAGGUGGUGUCCCUGGCCAGGCAGGGGUGCCUUUAUCACGGCACCGUCCAGCAUGAGCUGCUCCAUGCUCUGGGCUUCAACCAUGAGCAGACUCGUUCUGACAGGGACAACCACAUCAGAGUCCUGCUGCAAAACGUUCAGUCUGGAAUGGAGCACAACUUCAGGAAGAUCGCCACCUUGAACCAGGGCACUCCGUAUGAUUACAACUCAGUCAUGCAGUACCACAAGUAUGCCUUCUCCAAGAACAACCAGCCCACCAUGCUGCCCAUCCCUGAUCCCAACGUCUCCUUUGGAAAUGCCAAGGAGAUGAGCAGGAUCGACAUUCAACGCCUCACCAAGCUCUAUAAGUGCUAGGAAGUCCAGCUGUGACGGCAGGAAGAGCAAGGAGACUGAAGCAGACCUGAGUCAGAGCAGCACUACUGCCACCAGAAAACCAAAACUCAGGACUUCACACUCUUUAGUGUUUGUGCUGCUCUGCAGCCUAGUUCAGAAUGAAAAUCAUUCCCGUUCAGUUUUAACGUGAAUCUUUUCAUGCAGUGGGAGUGUGUCGUUCUCCUCUUAAGGUGGAGGUGACGGGUGUGAAAUGUCACGCUUCUGAUCUUGGCUCUGAUUCCUGAUGAAUAAAACCUGCAUUACUAGCACCCCA
Messenger RNA from Nothobranchius furzeri (turquoise killifish), 1113 nucleotides. RefSeq names its product hatching enzyme 1.2. The record is from RefSeq and is a predicted model, not a curated record. Gene Ontology annotation, molecular function: zinc ion binding; metalloendopeptidase activity. Gene Ontology annotation, biological process: proteolysis. NCBI's taxonomy places the organism in Eukaryota, Metazoa, Chordata, Actinopteri, Cyprinodontiformes, Nothobranchiidae.